This is a messenger RNA of Coffea arabica (coffee), 838 nucleotides long. The record is from RefSeq and is a predicted model, not a curated record. NCBI's taxonomy places the organism in Eukaryota, Viridiplantae, Streptophyta, Magnoliopsida, Gentianales, Rubiaceae.
GCCCUAAAAGGCUAAAACCCUCCACCGCCUCCUUUUUUUCCAGAGUCAGAAAAAAUGGCCACCCUCCCACUCCUGCGCCCCUCCGUCCUCCGCCACCCUAUCAAUCCCCUCCACCGCAAACUCCAUCCACCCCCUCCCCACAGCACCCAUCUCAAAUUCCCGCAGCCAUCAAAACCUGUCACUUCCCCUAUGUCCGUCUCCGCAUCCUCCAAAACUCCAACCCCCGCCGCAGACCGUCUAAUGUCAGCCGCAUCCUACUGCUACCCCCUCUUCAAUGGGUUCCAAUACGGCCGCUUCCUCUUAUCCGAGUACCCCAUUUUAGCGACUCCCUUUAAACCCAUCAUCCCUGUCGUGUCUGCCUACCACUCCAUCCCCUACGCCUCCUUCAUCUCCUUCUUCGCCUUCUACCUGGGCAUCGUCCGAAACCCGAACGUCAGCCGGUACGUCCGUUUUAACGCUCUUCAGGCUCUGGUACUCGACGUGGUCCUGGUGGUGCCGAUGAUGGUGCAGCAGAUUUUGUCUCCGGGGCUGAAUCUCACCAUCUUGGGAUACAAUUGCCUCUUUGUGUUCUUGGUGGCUUGCUUUGCUUAUGCACUUGGGUGUAGCGUGCUUGGGAAGACUCCUUACUUGCCUUUUAUUGCUGAGGCUGCCAGCAGACAAUUGGAUUACUCCUAAGUUUCUCACAUAUUUCUGAUUGCUGUGUAAAAAUUUUUGGUUGAUUAGGAAACAAAAAAUAGUGAUGUUUAUGCUUGUAACUUGUUGCAAAUGUGUUUUUUUUUUUUGUGUUCCCUUUCUUUUUUGUCAUUGACUUUGAGAAAGCAUACGCAAAAGUGGUUGA